GUUCGGAAAAUUCUCUGACGAGGUUUGUAAGGCCCAAAAGAUAGAUGCAUGGAAAGAAAUCCACAGUUUGGCGUUAGGCAUGGGAGUUGUGGGGCCUGAUAAGCAAUGGACCUACACAAGAGAUGUUUUAUGGCAAAAUGCCAGAAAAUCUACUAUGAAAAAGGUCGACAAUCAAAAAAAGACCGGGUCGGCAGGAGGGCCAGAAUGGAGAUUAAAUACUCUUGAUAAUAUUGUACUUGAUAUUAUUGGGAGGGACAGCUCAGUGCUCACUGAUUUGGGAGUAGCUGAAACCUGGAGUAUUGAACAGGACCCUCCUGAGCAGGCUGAACACAGCUCAUUUGAAGUUGAAGUGCCAGCUGGCAAUGUGGUUGCCCCAGCUGUACCUGAGGCUACAACAACUUCAGCCGCCACCGCCUCCACCUCAUCUGCAUCUUCAACACCCUUCACCGCCACCUCAACACGGGCCUGGGCCUCUGGUCGGCCGGAGCAGGCGCAGGCUGACCAGAAUCAGCCCUCUGCAGAGGAGGAGGGGGUAUUCCCCUCAGGAUGUCGAAGAUGCCAAAGAUCGGAGGGUGUUCUUGCAGAACUCUUUGUUAGAACACCAAGUUCAUCACAAAAAACUACAAAUUUUAAAAAUUGAAGAGGAAUUGAAGCUUCCACAUAGCCAAUUUACUGACGAGUUGUUGACAGUGGAGCAUGAAGAAGUUAUUGAUUCACAAGAAGACUUACAAUAGUCCCUAGUUCUAUCUUUCUUAUUCAUUUUUAUAAUAUAACAAUAUAGAUACAUAGUUGAUAACUCACUUGUGUUUUCUUUAACAGGAUUUCUCUAUAUUCAACUUGAUCAGAGACUUGAGCAAAAGAUAUGUCACCAUCAAAUGAUAUAAUAUUUUAAAUAAGUCAUAUCAAUUUCGAAAAGCUAAAGUCAGUUAUCACUUCUAAAUCUUAACUUCAUUCUUUUUGUGUACUUGACACAAUAAUUAUAUUAAUAUUUGACAUAAUUCUUACUUCA
This is a messenger RNA of Nilaparvata lugens (brown planthopper), 1009 nucleotides long. RefSeq lists its product as uncharacterized. The transcript is spliced from 2 exons. Lineage: Eukaryota; Metazoa; Arthropoda; Insecta; Hemiptera; Delphacidae. The coding region runs from base 80 to 640 and encodes 186 amino acids. The record is from RefSeq and is a predicted model, not a curated record.